CUUGAAUUAGUGUGGUUUCGCCAUAUAAAAAUGACAGCACUUAACCAUUUCAUUGAGAUGGUUACAAGAUAACCAACUCAAAACCACGUUGAAAAUCUGAUACAACCCUGUGUUUUUCCCGCCAUCUGUGAGUUGUUAUCGUUAAAAUUCAAAAAAUACGUUCACUACAGCUGAUUUAAAAUUUCAAAAUGUCACAUUCAAAUGCAUAUUCAAAUUAUAAACAAUGGCGACAGAAAGCAAAGAAAACGUAUUUUGUGGAGCGAUGCCGCAGAAGAACUCCUGAUUGAGUUAUGGCGAGAAAAAAUGCCAGAGCUGCGGUCGGUAAGGAAGAAUGGCCACAUUUAUGAAGAAAUGGCAGUCGAGCUGGAUAAUAGUGGCCAUAAUAUCACUGCCACUGAAGUGAAGACAAAGCUUCACAAUUUAUCAAAAAAAACAGGUAAGUACUGAAUUUAUUCAGCAUAGAUAUUCAUUUAUUAUCUCCAUAGACAAGAAAAGGCGAAAAUUGGUCCAUCCGGUGGCUCUCCAUCAGAGUGGAAGCAUUAUGGGGCAGUCCACGAAGUUCUCGGUGCACAUAAGAGCUUUGAUGCAGUUGCGCUGCAAGAGGAUAGCAUAAUAGGUGUACUUUUAUUAGUCAUACCUAUUACGGAAAUAAUCAUAAUUUUUUGUGCGAAUUAUAUAUUUUCAGAUGAUUUGGACUACACCAUUACUGAAGAAUAUCUUAUUGAAUGUGACACUGAUGGAGAGUCACAAACUGGUACUCCAGUUCUCAAUUCUCAGUGCUCCCUUGUAGAAUCCUGUAACGGGCCCUCCACCAGUGAAUCUGUAAAAAGAAAGAAAAAAACUGCAGUAGCAGUGAUGGAGGAAGUUCAUCAUGACUUUUUAAAAGUAACAGAGGAAAUGCGUCAGGCGGACGAAAAACGAUUUGUGUUGUUGGAACGAUAUGUCAGCGAUGUCUCAGAAAUGAAAAAUGCAUUUGUUGAAUUUCUGCGUCGUCAGAAUUAA
This is a messenger RNA of Rhagoletis zephyria (snowberry fruit fly), 1002 nucleotides long. RefSeq lists its product as uncharacterized. NCBI's taxonomy places the organism in Eukaryota, Metazoa, Arthropoda, Insecta, Diptera, Tephritidae. The record is from RefSeq and is a predicted model, not a curated record.